UCUUAAUUUUACAAGAUUAAAGUGAAAACACCUUUACCCCUGUAGAUUUAUAAUUAUACCAUUUUACAUGGGUUUGCAAUGGGUAAUUUUUCACUAGUAACUUUUUCACCAACGCGCAUAGCUUGACGUUUUUUUACAGUUUUUGAAAAGGUAAGUUUUUAAAGUAAACAUUACUGGGAAAGAUAAUAAAAUAUUGAUUUAUGAUUAAUCUUAGUUGUUGAAUUAUGAUAUUGAAAAUAAUAUGUAAUUCUUAAAUUGGAAGUAACAAAUUCUGAUUAAAACAUUAAAAGUGUCUGAUAUUGUUGUUUGUAUUUAAAGACAUGACUUUGUAAUAACAUUUUUAUAUGUUUCGAAAUAAAAUCAGUCUAAAUUGAGACAAGGAAGUAUACAGUAAUUAUAACCACUACUGUCUGGAGGGCGAUAACGAACGUUUCAAAUUUAUAUAAUCAGUAACUUUCUUUUUUGCUUAUUUGACGUUUUAAAGAUUAAAUAAUUAAGAAGACAUAUGUGCGGUUCUCGGAGAAAAAUAGACAUUAAUUAUUCUGCCAAAUAAAAACAAGAAUCAAAUAAAAUAUCGAGAAGAAACGAUGAAUAUAAUCUCCAAAUUUCUCUCAUUUUAUGUGAGAAUAUAUUUUUUAUAUAUUAAUUCCAAUAAAUAUAUUUGUAAGAGCUACGUAAAUUUAACUCUUUGCCAUUCAACGUUGCAUUUGUUGUGUCAAGAAAAGAUAUUUUUAUAAAGAUAAAUAAAAAGAUGAUUAAGUUCAAAAUUUCCGCACCAGGCAGAAUCAUUUUAUCAGGGGACCACACGGUGACGUUUGGAAAUCAUUUUGUUGUGGCCGGCUUAGAUCUUCGCACCAAUCUAGAAUUCUGCGAACUAUCAGAUGAGCAAACUAACAUUAGAGUAGAGUUUCAGGAUUAUGAGAAGGAUGUACCUUUACAAGAAGUUCAAUGCUUAUCUUCUCGACUUAUACGCGAAAACUUGUUUUCCGAUCAAGUCAAUUUGCUUAAAGAAGUGAAUUCCUUUAUCAACGUAAACAAUAUGUGGGAGAAAACCGAGCAGAAAAUUAGCUUACUAAUGCUCUUUUUCUUACUUUGUACUGUUACUUACAAAGAGCAUCUUGUCAUAAAACCUUUUCGAUUACACGUGUCCACUGAAAUUCCUUUUGAAAAUGGUCUUGGCGGUUCGACAUCAUUCGUGGUUUGUCUGGCAGCGUGUUUUCUUCAUUGGAAGCGUCUACAGAGUGGUGUUCAUAUUAGAUUUAAUGAACAAGACUUAGAGAAGAUUGAAGAAUACACUAGAUCUUGUGAGGGCAUUUUGCAAAAGGAUGCAUUAGCAACGAUCGAUGCCAAAGUUUGCGUAUAUGGCCGUAUAAAUAAAUGCAAACAUAUUCAUUCUAAUGUUUAUGAUAUGAAGUGUAUAGAUGUUGUUAAAACAGGAAUAAAGAUUCUAUUGAUCGGGACACAUCUUUGCCUAACGGAAGCACAAAGAUAUAAGCAAAUAGCAGAUCUGAUGUUGUCACGUAGCAAUUUUAAUUCUAUUUUUAAUGAAUUGGACGAAAUAGCAAUAAAUAUAUUUGAUGACCUAAAUUAUAUUAAUAAUAACAUAGAAAAUUCUGAUGCUUACAAUGACUUACAGAGAGACAUUAAGAAAAAUCAACAAAUGUUGAGCAAAUAUGAUUUGUCGUAUUUUGAAUUUGAUAUUGUUUCCUGCCUUGGAAGUGGAUUUAAUUUGGCAGGAAAACUUACAGGUUUUAAAGGUAGUUAUGUAUACUUUCCGUUGCCACCAAAAAUUACUAAGGAAGAAAUCACACGUAUUACAAAUCUUUUCUCGUAUAGAAAAUGCAGUUACAAAAUUGCUACAAUAGGCUGUGACGGAGUGAGAAUUGAUAUAUAAUUCUACUAAAAUUAUAACGAUUAUAUAUAAAUAAUUAUUGCUAAUUUGAUAGAAUACAAAAAGAUGACGCAAAAUUAUUAACUUAAUACUUGUUAAAUUAAAAAAAAAACGGCAGUCUCUUAAUAAUAUCGCAUUGAAUUAUAAAAUCAAAAGUAAGAAAACUUUGAGUUGAAUUUUCUUAUAAA
Molecule: messenger RNA, 2079 nt
Organism: Nylanderia fulva
Lineage: Eukaryota; Metazoa; Arthropoda; Insecta; Hymenoptera; Formicidae
Source: RefSeq, a predicted model, not a curated record